Molecule: messenger RNA, 729 nt
Organism: Cebus imitator (Panamanian white-faced capuchin)
Lineage: Eukaryota; Metazoa; Chordata; Mammalia; Primates; Cebidae
Gene: POLR1H
Product: RNA polymerase I subunit H
Exons: 5
Coding region: 148-519 (123 amino acids)
Biological process (GO): DNA-templated transcription; termination of RNA polymerase I transcription
Cellular component (GO): RNA polymerase I complex
Molecular function (GO): nucleic acid binding; zinc ion binding; DNA-directed RNA polymerase activity
Source: RefSeq, a predicted model, not a curated record
CCCCAGGAAAGGGUUCCAAGUCCUUUAGUACCCGACGCUAGCUGGUAAGCCAUUCCGGGCGUUUCAGCUGCCUGGUCGCAGAGGCAGGAGGCGUGCAUGGGAGGAGAGCUCGGGUAAUAUACUCCCAGACCUGACCGCACGUGCGUCAUGGACCUCGCCAGCACUUGCUCCAGCUUUCAGUCGGACUUGGAUUUCUGUUCGGAGUGCGGCUCGGUCCUGCCUCUGCCGGGGGCUCAGGAUACGGUUACCUGUACGCGCUGUGGCUUCAACAUCAACGUUCGGGACUUUGAGGGGAAGGUUGUGAAGACUUCAGUUGUGUUCCACCAGCUGGGGACAGCCAUGCCUAUGUCGGUGGAGGAAGGGCCUGAGUUCCAGGGACCUGUGGUUGACAGGCGCUGCUCUCGAUGUGGUCAUGAAGGAAUGGCAUACCACACCAGACAGAUGCGUUCAGCAGAUGAGGGGCAAACUGUCUUCUACACCUGUACCAACUGCAAGUUCCAGGAGAAGGAAGACUCUUGACCUUUUUUGUGGGCAACUCAACAGUCCCUCCCUCCUUUUGGAAAGUGAAGGAUUCUGGGUUCUUCAAUGCCUUGUCCAUCCCGUCUGGUUGCAAUGUUUUGCUCCCAGAAGAGAAUCAGAUCAUCAUGUGGGGAUUAUCAUUGUUCCCAGAGUACUCUUGCCUUUAGUUGAAUUUCCUUAUUAAAGUUAUAUUUUUCCAUAAGACCCUGA